Messenger RNA from Cyprinodon tularosa, 2175 nucleotides. RefSeq names its product gastrula zinc finger protein XlCGF57.1-like. NCBI's taxonomy places the organism in Eukaryota, Metazoa, Chordata, Actinopteri, Cyprinodontiformes, Cyprinodontidae. Gene Ontology annotation, molecular function: DNA-binding transcription factor activity; RNA polymerase II cis-regulatory region sequence-specific DNA binding. The record is from RefSeq and is a predicted model, not a curated record. The transcript has 2 exons. The coding region runs from base 110 to 1525 and encodes 471 amino acids. Gene Ontology annotation, biological process: regulation of transcription by RNA polymerase II.
CUCUGACCAGCAGGAGAGGGAUUCCAGUUUGGACCAAGAGGAACCAGAACCUCUGCAGAUAAAAGAAGAGCAGCAAGAACCAGAACAUCCCUGGACAAAAGAGGAAACCAUGGAGAUCCUCAUUAGUGAGCAGGAAGAGCAGCUUGUUCUGAAGCAGGAGGCUGAAGAUAAAGAAGAGGAAACUUUCCCAUGUUUGACAUGUGGUGAAAACUUUCUUAAAAACGAACAUUUAAUGGAUCACAUGAGAACCCACACAGGCGAGAACAUUAAUGAAAGUCUGUCCUCUGGAAAAAGUUUCUCUCAGAAAUCAAAUCUUGUUACACACACCAGACUUCCUACAGAUCACCUACAGGAUUAUGUUGAAAAAGAGGAGGUUUUCUCGGACCAGCAGCUCUGUGGACAGGAGGGUUUUUCCAGUUUGGACCAAGAGGAACCAGAACCUUGGCAGAUGAAAGAAGAGCAGCAAAAGACAGAACAUCCCUGGACAAAAGAGGAAACCAUGGAGCUCCCCAUAAGUGAGCAGGAAGAGCAGCUUGUUCUGACGCAGGAAACCGAAGAUACAGGAGAGGAACUUUUUCCAUGUUUGACAUGUGGAGAAAAGUUUCUAAAAAAAGAACAUUUAAUGAUUCACAAGAGAACUCACACAGGUCAGAAGAUUUAUGAAUGUCUGUCCUGUGAAAAGAGCUUCUCUAAUAAAUGUAAUCUUAAAAAUCAUAUGCGAACUCACACAGGUGAGAAGCCAUUUUGUUGCACAAUUUGUGGCAAAAGUUUUACUGUAAAAAGUAGUAUGACUGAACACAUGAGAAUUCACACUGGUGAGAAGCCUUUUGAAUGUCUGUCCUGUGGGAAACGUUUCACUAAGAAAUCUAAUCUUCAUAUACACAUCCGAACUCACAAAGGCGAGAAGCCAUUUUCUUGUACGAUUUGUGGCAAAAGUUUUACUUUGAAAAGCAGUUUGACUACUCACAUAAGAAUUCACACAGGUGAGAAACCUUUUACAUGUCUGUCAUGUGGAAAAGGCUUCACCUUAAAACAUGCUCUUAAAAAACACAUUAGGAUUCACACAGGUGAGAAGCCUUUUUACUGUAUUAUAUGUAACAAGAAUUUUAUUGAAAAGCGUAGUUUGGCUUCUCACAUGAGACUUCACACAGGUGAGAAGCCUUUUGAAUGUAUGUCCUGUGGAAAAAGCUUCAUUCAGAAAUCUUAUCUUGACAGACACACCCAACUUCACAAAGGUGAAAAGCCAUUUUUGUGUACAAUUUGUGGCAAAAGAUUUACUGUAAAAAAUAGUGUGACUGAACACAUAAAAACCCACACAGGUGAGAAGCCUUUCAAAUGUCUGUCCUGUGGAAAAAGCUUCACUCAAAAGUAUCAUCUUUAUAUACACAUCCGAACUCACACAGGUGAGAAGCCAUUUUCUUGUACGAUUUGUGGGAAAAGUUUUGUGGUAAAAAGUCGUUUGACUAGACACAUAAGAACCCACACUAGCGAGAAGCCUUUUACAAGUCCUGUUGAAAAGGCUUGACUUUAAAAUUUGCUCUCAAAAAAACACAUCAAAGGGGAGAAGCCAUUCUCCUGUAAUACUUGUGGCAAAAAUGUUACUAAAAAAUUUUGUUUGACUGAACACAUGAACACAACUAAUUAUCUUAAAAUUGAAGAUUUAUUAUUCCACAUAUGUAAGAGCAGUUAAAAGCCACAGGAAUAUACAUGAGAGGCCUUUUCCUUGUUUGACCUGCGAAAUGUAAUCUUUGUUUCCAUUCAACUUACAUGUGAAUUUUAAGCAAACUUACAAAGUUAGAAAAAAAAGGCAAUGCCAAUAAGCUGUUUCUAUUUGGUUUGAAACAAAUUAAACAACCACCAUAAAGACUACUGUCCGUGUUAUGCAACCACCAACACGAAAUAGCAGUGUUGCUUCUAGCCAUGUUUACACACAUAUAAGGAACAUCCAGCUGAUCAGUAAUUUGAGGUCCAAGUUUGCUCUGUCAGAGUUGAUUUAAAAAACUGUUUCCAUGUCCUGUUUUGCACAUUAACCCCUUCAUAAAAACCCUAAACCAACUUAAGCGAGUGUAAAAAAAAAAAUGUCGGUGAAUUUAAGGGAAUGUAUUUGAACUUUGCCUUUUCCACCAAGUCUUCAAAUGCGCUGUUGUGCAAUCUUACCAACAGAUUAGGAAGAUA